Messenger RNA from Bicyclus anynana (squinting bush brown), 6905 nucleotides. RefSeq names its product NBAS subunit of NRZ tethering complex. The record is from RefSeq and is a predicted model, not a curated record. Bases 153 to 6797 code for a protein of 2214 amino acids. Gene Ontology annotation, molecular function: SNARE binding. Gene Ontology annotation, biological process: retrograde vesicle-mediated transport, Golgi to endoplasmic reticulum. The transcript has 42 exons. Gene Ontology annotation, cellular component: endoplasmic reticulum membrane; Dsl1/NZR complex. NCBI's taxonomy places the organism in Eukaryota, Metazoa, Arthropoda, Insecta, Lepidoptera, Nymphalidae.
UUUGUCGUUUGGCACUUUGCCGUCAAAACCAACGUAAAGUCGAUUUUUCAUUGGCAAAAAAAUAUUUAUAAAAUUUAAAAUUUUCAAUGGAAUUUAAUAAAUAGUAGUUAACAAGUAAUAUAAAUAAAAGCUUAAAAUAUUACUUGUUAAUAAUGGCUGAAAGCAAAUCUAUUUUACAUGAGUUAUAUGUUUUUUCUGAAUGGAAACCUGAGCCAGAAUAUUUGCAAAAGCCUGAUAACAUAUUACCAGAGAAUAUAUCAAGUUUGUGGCGAUGGUUAAAAUUUUUCGGUGCUAAAAAAAGUUUGAUCGACAGUGUCACUGCACACAAAGAGAGGCAGCAGAAGUGGCACAUAGCUCUGGGUGAUGAAGGAAAGGUGAUUGCAGUUCUAACUGAUAAUAUAUUGGAAAUUAGAACAAAAAGGUCAGAAUAUGCAACAAUUGCAGCAAGAACUACAGUAUCCAGAGAUGGCUAUGCUCAGUGGAGGAAAUUGGUUUGGAGUCCUGACUGCUCAUUUAUAGUGGUGGCAUAUGGCAAUGGGGUUGUUAGCUUUUUUGACCUUACUGCUUCAAAUCUCUUCAACAUACCUGCUGACUGCUCUAGACCCGGCGGCUUGGAAUGUACCGACAACACUCAUGCAGUUUCAGAUAUAAUAUUCAGGCCACUUAGAGUAAAGGACACAAAAUGGAACUGGGAGGUGCUGGUGGUGACGUAUGACGGCAAGCUGCGCGGCUACCUGGUGUCACAGACUGAGGGCUUCAAGCUUCACCACUCGUUCCUCUUCCCCGGCGGCGUGGCGGCUGCGGCGUACUGCGAGCCGCACGCCACGCUCUACGUCGCCGGCGUGCCGAGGGCGCCGCACAAGGACCCGUCGUCGCCGGUCAGCGCAGGCAUCACAGCAUGGCGCCUGCUCAACGACGAGCCGUUCUACAAGCUGUCUGUGGUAUCCGACGAGCUGGAGGCGCAGCUGGCCAACGAGCGGUUCAGCCUUUAUAUACCGUUGGUUUUCUCUAAGAACAUGAACUUCAUAAUCCGCAUGGCGACGUCGCUGGACCACAAUCGGCUGGUGUGCAUUCACUGCAACGGUGACGUGUCGGUGUGGCGACUGCCGGCGCUGCGUGCGGAGCGGCGCUUCCGGCUGGCGGAGCAGCCGCAGCACGCGCUGCACAGCCCGCUGGCGCCGGAGCGCGCGCGCGACCCCGCGCUCUACGCGCCCGCCGACGUCAACUGGUGGAGCAGCGACGAAAUCAUCGUGUCGAGAUUCAGCGGAGCGGUGACAGUGUGCGGGGUUAAGGAUAUGGUGAACAUUCUCAGCAAGAAACCGGAGUUUUUCCAAGGAACACCAAAGCUGACGUGCGCGUACGACGGCGCGUUCAUGGCGCUCGAGUGCGAGACCAACGUGCUGCCGGCGCGCAAGUCCAGGAGCGACGAGUCGAUGGAAGUAGUGAAUGCUGAAGCGGAGUUGGACGACACCAUGCUGGAAGUGACCAAGGAGCUGUUCAAAACGGUGCUGUACGCCAUCACCGACAUGGAGACGUUCCAGCCGAAGCCGCGCAAGAUCACCGUCGUCUCCAGGAUAUACAGACUCCUCGGCGUGAAGAGCACCACGCCUACCGAACUGUUUUCCAGAAAGAUUGAAAGCGGCAACUACGCGGAGGCGCUGACUCUGGCGGAGGCGUUCGAGCUGGACAGCGACUUGGUGUACCAGCAGCAGUGGAGGAAGAACCCUGUCUCUAUCGAUGCCAUACAGAACUAUCUCAGUAAAGUGUCAAAGAAGAUCUGGGCAGUGCACCAGUGCGUGGACCGCUUGCCCGAGAGCCUGCAGGCCGCCAAAGAGCUGUUACACUUUGGCUUGGAACUUACCAACGAGAAAAUAUUGGACGAAAUCAACAAAGACCUGCCCGAAGACGAGUGGAAGGACCCGGACAGCGUGACGCUGGAGGACCUCAACGCGUACACCAGCGAGCUGCUUCGCUGCCGGCACGUCAUGCUGUUCUACAAGGAGCGCCUGCGACUCUACGAGGCGAUUCUCCGAUGCGAGAAAUCGACGUACGUAAAGGACGAGUACCACCGGCUGAGGAGCAACAGCGUCGUGCACAGCGCCAUGGAGAUCGCCAAGGAGGGCCGCAUAGAGGCGCUCACCUGCCUGUGGCCGCUGCUCAGGAGCCUGCCGCUGCAGCUGGCGGUGCUGGACAAGCUGCCGGAGACCCUGUACCCCAUGGACUACCAACACCUGCUGCCCACCAAGGACCCCGUCGCUUGGUUCGAGAACAAGUCGCCCAUCAAGAUACAGCCGUCGGAGCACGAGAACGAUUGGUGUAAGAAGGAGAUAUUCAGAUCGAUAUGGAGCUCAAAUUGGUCGGAAGACUCGACACCGGAGAACGAGACGGCCAGCAUGGAGAGCGACCUGGCGGCGUGGUACGAGAAGCGCGCCAGGGACAUCGAGGAGCGCAGCGGGCUCGUCUCCUACUCCCUCGCCUUGGUCUCCAUCGCCACCGUGAGCGGCGGCGUGGAGAAGCUCGACAACAUCAUAUUCCACCUGCUCACGCUCGACACGCUGGUGUAUGACAUCAACGUGGAAGGAGUCACGCUGGCCGAACUGGAGAAGAUGUCCAACUUGGAAGUGUGCAAAUUGCUUAUGAAGAUGUCGACUCCAGCCACAUUCGUAUCGGAUUUGAAGCAGUACAUGAUCCCAUUCCUGAAGCGAUACGAGAUAAUGACGCGCCGCAUAGACUACUGCCUCACAGGCCUCACGGAGUUCCUGGAGAGCAUCAGCGUGGAUGACCUCUCUAACAUAUUGUUGGUACUGCAAUCUCACAAAGACUUUGAGCUGGACGUGCGCACGCACCUGGAGCUGGUGGAGAAGUGCCUGUUCGCGCACACCGGCACCGAGCAGCUGGACAUGGCGUGCGACUUGCUCGACACAAUACUGAAGGAGACCGACGGCAGCAUUUCAUCGACAUCGCUGCUGCGGCGCUGCACGGAGCUGCAGCGGCUGGUGGCGGGCAGCGAGCGGCUGGCGUGCCGCGGCGUGCGCGUGCCGCCGUGCGAGCUGCGCACCCUCAACCUGGACGUGCCGCGCGCGCACAAGCUGCUCGUACGCGUCGCGCGCUCGCUCGCACAAGCCGCCGCCGGGAGGCCUGACCCCAGUGGCGUAGCAAGGCGUGGGCGAAGUGGGCAGGCGCCUACGGCCUCGCACACAAAGGAGCCUCGCGGAGCCACAAGUGCAGAGAAACCAUUGCAACAUGACUGGGAGGAACUGCUCCAAGAUUUACUUGAACUGCGCAUUACGCUCUUCGACUGCAUUACUAGAGAGGAAUGCUACGAGAUCUACGUGUCGGCGCUGCUGACGUCGGGCGACGCGUCGACCAUCCGGUUCGCGUCGGACGUGCUGUCGACGUCGUCGGCACCGCGCGCGCCCGACGCCGGCCGCAUCGCGUACAGGCGCAGCGUGGAGAUCGUCUCCGCCGCCGCCAAGGAGUACUUCAACUCCGCGUCAUCUCUCAGUGACCCAGCUUUGGAAUUGGCUAAGUGCUGUUUGACACUCAUCAUUGAAGAGAACGAAGAGAUACAGAGAGAGCUGGAUCUCAUCGCUGCUCUGCCGAUGCUGGCCGCCUUCGGGCUGUCGAUACUUCCAAUACAAGUUCGUCUGUGCGAAGACAAGAUGACUCUGAUAGAGGAGUGCCUGCAGGCGGACCCCGGCGCCUACCUGGCGAGCCACAAGCUGCUGAAGCUGGCCCACUUGCUGCGCAUCCCGGGGGACCACCAGAUGAGGGAAGGGCAGGUGCUCAUGGCGGUGGGCGAGCGCGCGCUGCGGGCGGGCGCGGCGGGGGGCGCGGCGGCGGCGGCGGCGGCGCGGCGACUGGCGGCGCUGCGGCACGCGCCCGCCGCCGAGCUGCUGGCGCGGGUGGCUCGCCACGCGCACGCGCACGCCUCCACGCCCGACCGCCGCGCGCUGCUGGCCGCCGCGCUCGCGCUCGCGCCGCCCGACCAGCUGCACCACAUGCUGACGGCCAGAUUAAGCUUGGAGCUGGAAAGCUUGCAGCAGCUGGGCGUGGCGGCGCGGGAGGACUGCAAGCUGGAGGCGCGCUGGCCCUCCACCGACGAUGAGUUCGCCGACGCCAUCACUACGCCUGUCAUAGAGAAAAAAGAUUUAAUACCACCGACGCAAGAGAAAAUGCCGCUGCUAAACUAUUUACUCGUCUCCUUCCAAAACAAAUUUACUUUGAGCGGCAGCAAGGCCGGCAGCCCGGAGACGGCGGAGCGGCUGGUGCGCUGCGCGGAGUUCUACCGCUCGCUGUACCCCGCGCACGCCGCGUGCGCCGCGCACUACGGCUACGACCGCUUCGCCGUGCCCGACGACCUGGACGCGUCGCCCGCGGGCCAGGCCGUGCUGCGCUGGUUCUACGUGCAGAACUGCUUGGAGAACGAGGACGCUUGCGACAUGGAGACUGAAGUUGUCCACAAGUGUGCCGAAGAGAUCCUGUACAAAGACACGCCGCUGAGCGUCGCGUGCCUGCUGCGCUCCAUGCAGGACUACGGGCAGGCCGCCGCGCUCAUGCAGGCGCAGCACUCCGACACGGCGGUCAGCGCCGCGCUCUACGCCACGCUCAUCCGCUGCAACUCGCCCGAGCUGCGGGACAACGUGUACUUGGCGCAGCCGCGGCAGAUGGCGUACAUGACGCUGGGCCGCAGCAACGCGUCGGACGAGCAGAUGGCCAUCAUCCGCCAGUGCGUGGAGAAGCUGUGCGCCAUCAGCGAGGUGCACCGGAUCCGCGAGCUGGGCCUCAACGUCAACAGCCUGUUCUUCAACGCCGACGCCGACUACAGGACGGAGAUCAUCUACCGGCUGGCCGAGUCGGGCGGCAUCGAGGCCGUCCAGCUGGCGUGCGGCAUGGCCAGCAAGUACGGGCUGGACUGCAUCGACGUGUGGCUGCACUACGCGCUGGAGACGGAGGCGCGCAUCGAGCCCGACACGCUGCCGCCCGCUGCCCGCAAUGCGGAGGGGGUCGCUCGUAUUCGCGACGCCAUGUGGCCCGCCGUGCGCGGCAGCGAGCACGCGACGCUCAUCGACCUGUUCACCAUCCUCAAGAACAUCGACGACAAGGCGCAGCUGUGCGGCCUGGCGCUGCCCGACCACAUCAAGCUGCUGAAGAAGGUCAAGGCUGCUUCGCCAGAUCUGGACUACAAGCUUCUUGUAGAGGAGCCUGCGCCGGAAGAGUUCUUGUCCCACAUACUGUGUAUCAUGAAGCCGGACAACGUUGGGCUCCUGACUAAACUGCUGCGCACGCUGCCGCCCGCCAUCAAGUUACCCGUCCCCAUCAACGCUCUGUACACCAUGUGGCUCACCAAAUACUUCUUUAGUGAAGGGUCAGGGGACAAGAAAUGGAUGCAGGCUUGGCGUCAGUGCGCCAGCUACUUCAACAAGUUGGCCAAAGAAGAGCUGCUCAAGUUUGUCGCGGCCACGUGCUUCUCUACGGAGGCUUUGCAGAAAGUGCCGUGGGGCACGCGCAGCUUGAUGAUAAUGCAGGCCGUGGACUACUGCCAGCAGGAGCAGGAAAAUGACUUCAAGUUUAAUAAGAACGAACAGACGUGGGCACAAAUAGGCCAGGAGCUGACCCGCUGGGCGCGCUUCCUGGAGAAUUACCAUUCUUCCAGCGUGCAGGCAAUCAUCGAAAACAGCGGCCUGCCCAAGGACCAUUACUGGCCUGAGCUGGAGAAGAGCCGCGGCGACGUGCACUCGGCGCUGGCGGCGCUGGCGCAGGCGGUGCUGCGCGGCAGCACGCGCGCGCCGCCGCUCGCCUCGCUGCUGCAGUGCCUGCACGUGCCGCUCGACACGCGCCAGGUGUUCCAGCACAUGCUGCACUGCACCGUGCAGUGCGUCGAAGACAUGGAGAUAAUGAUAGCACGAGUGUCCCAGUACCACAAGGAGGGCGUAGAGUUCUCGGAGGAGUUCCUGGAGCAGACCAUGAGCAAGGCGGGCGAGUUCGGGCUGCCGCCGCACAAGCAGCUGGGCCUGCUCACGCUGCGGCGCCGCAUCAGCGUGCACGACGGCGACGACAUGCUGAAGAUCGCACAAUCCAGCGUCGACUUGUUCAAAACCGAGUGGCCUGACGAAGAAUACGCACAAAAUUUAACAGAGGAGAAGCUGCUGUCGAUGGCGGGGCGGCGCGAGGUGUUCUACACGUUCUCCACGCUGUGCGACUCGUGGCGCCGGCGCCGCGCGCUGGUGGAGGUGCUGGCGUGCUGGCCGCUCACUCUGUGCGAGGGCCGCAGCCUUCACUGCGAGUACUUGCGCGACUUGCUGAUCAGCGACGGGCACCAGAGCGUGAUGCUCAUCAAGAUGCUGUUGCGGCGACCCGUGCUGCGAGACGAGGACAUCCAGCAGAUAGUGCAGAACGCGUCGCGCGCGUCCGUCGUCAACACCAUCUGGGUGCUGCUGCUGAACCGCGCCGACAACUCGGAGGAGCUCAUAUUCAAGCUCAUCCACUCGUACAAGGAUGUGAUACUCCAGGCGAACAUAGAAGAGGAUUUCAUAAAGGAGUUGUUGGAUCAAGGAAUGUUCUUAAAGCUAGUGCGCACUCCGCUGUACGUGCCCAUAGUCAACUACAUAAUGAACGUGAACAUGUCGCUGGAAGAGCCGGCGAGUCCGUACACCGUCGCCUGGGCAACGGCCGAGCUGGUCAAAGCUAACCACGUGGCUGAAGCUGGCAACUUGCAGCUCUUGUCUAUGGGUGUCCCGUCUACGCUCAGGGGUUUCUCACAAACGGUGCAGUUUUGCAAAAAAUAUAUGAAAUAAGUCAUCUUUUAUAUUAUUCUUGAUGUCUACUUAAUAAGUGUAUUUAUUUAUUGUAUUGUAUAUUCGAAACUAAGUGUAAGCGUAAGUUAUUAAAUUAUUUUAAUUCCA